AUGCUGAGCAGGUUGAUGAGCGGCAGCAGCAGGAGCCUGGAGCGCGAGUACAGCUGCACGGUGCGGCUGCUGGACGACAGCGAGUACACCUGCACCAUCCAGAGAGAUGCCAAAGGCCAGUACCUGUUUGACCUUCUUUGCCACCACCUGAACCUACUUGAGAAAGACUAUUUUGGGAUCCGCUUUGUGGACCCGGAUAAGCAGCGGCACUGGUUGGAGUUUACAAAGUCUGUGGUGAAACAACUGAGAUCCCAGCCUCCAUUCACCAUGUGUUUCCGUGUGAAGUUCUACCCUGCAGACCCUGCUGCCCUGAAAGAAGAAAUAACCAGGUAUUUAGUCUUCCUACAGAUCAAAAGGGAUCUCUACCACGGUCGCCUCCUCUGCAAAACAUCAGAUGCUGCCUUGUUAGCGGCUUAUAUCCUUCAAGCGGAGAUUGGAGAUUAUGACCCGGGGAAACACCCUGAAGGCUACAGCUCCAAGUUCCAGUUUUUCCCUAAACAUUCAGAGAAGCUGGAAAGGAAAAUUGCCGAGAUUCACAAGACAGAACUCAGUGGUCAAACACCAGCAACAUCAGAGCUGAACUUUUUAAGAAAAGCACAGACAUUGGAGACAUAUGGAGUAGACCCUCACCCGUGCAAGGAUGUCUCGGGAAAUGCUGCAUUUCUGGCCUUCACACCUUUUGGGUUUGUUGUUCUUCAAGGAAACAAGAGGGUCCACUUCAUUAAAUGGAAUGAGGUGACCAAGCUGAAAUUUGAAGGAAAGACUUUCUAUUUAUACGUAAGUCAGAAAGAGGAAAAGAAAAUUAUUCUCACAUAUUUUGCUCCAACUCCAGAAGCCUGCAAGCACCUCUGGAAGUGUGGAAUUGAGAACCAAGCCUUCUACAAGCUGGAGAAGUCAAGCCAAGUCCGCACAGUGUCCAGCAGCAAUUUAUUUUUUAAAGGGAGCCGAUUCCGAUACAGUGGCCGAGUUGCAAAGGAAGUAAUGGAGUCAAGUGCCAAGAUCAAACGGGAGCCACCAGAAAUCCACAGAGCUGGGAUGGUUCCCAGCCGCAGCUGUCCCUCCAUAACCCAUGGCCCAAGGCUGAGCAGCGUCCCCAGGACCCGGAGAAGAGCUGUUCACAUCUCCAUCAUGGAAGGCCUAGAGUCCCUUCGGGACAGUGCCCAUUCCACCCCAGUGCGUUCCUCCUCUCAUGGGGACACGUUCCUGCCUCACGUGAGAAGCAGCCGGGCAGACAGCAAUGAGCGAGUCGCUGUGAUUGCAGACGAGGCCUACAGCCCUGCAGACAGUGUGCUCCCCACUCCCGUGGCUGAGCACAGCCUGGAGCUGAUGCUGCUUUCCCGGCAGAUCAAUGGGGCCACCUGUAGCAUCGAGGAGGAGAAGGAGUCUGAGGCCAGCACCCCAACUGCUGCCGAUGUGGAGGCCCUUGGGGGAGAGCUGAGGGCCCUGUGUCAGGGGCACGGCAGGCCAGAGGAGGAACAGCACAGUGGGCAUCUGAAGGGACCACCGCUACAGAAGCAACAGCAGCAGGGGUGGGGUAAGUCUGUCCCCUUAGACUAGAUCCUAGUGGGCAUCACCGUGAAUUUUGUAUGAUAAACUUUAACUUCUGUGAUUUUUUUUCUGAAGAACCUCAAGCUUUUAGAGUGCUCCAGAAGCGUUAGAUGAAUUCAGUGGUACCAGAGAUAGGACUGUCAGAAAUGUUGGACAAAAUGUAGUUAACAGAAACCAGAGCUAAGGUACCUGAGAGACUGCUGAGAUUCAGAGAGCAGUGCUUAUUUUAUACACCCCCACCCCUGGCAAAAAAAAAAAUUUUUUUUCAAUUUAUAUUUUAACAACAAAAUGUUAUUUUCUUAUCAAUUCAUGUUUUGUUUUUACUUUAUGGAUUAAGAAAAUAGAGCCUGAUGAACUAAACGAUGCAAGAAAGAAACUGAUCCUGAGAAUGAAAAGCUUCAGAAAAUAGAAUUCCAAGAUCAACAAACAGCCUUGGAAGGGACCAGGAAAAGAAUCUCUUUAAAUAGGAGUUCUAACAGAUGCCUACCAAGAAAGAAGGUGAACGUGGCAAAGAACACUUAGGUGUAG
This is a messenger RNA of Pteronotus mesoamericanus, 2076 nucleotides long. It is a transcript of the gene FRMD5, whose product is annotated as FERM domain containing 5. The record is from RefSeq and is a predicted model, not a curated record. NCBI's taxonomy places the organism in Eukaryota, Metazoa, Chordata, Mammalia, Chiroptera, Mormoopidae. Gene Ontology annotation, molecular function: cytoskeletal protein binding. The transcript has 15 exons. Gene Ontology annotation, cellular component: cytoskeleton. The coding region runs from base 1 to 1557 and encodes 518 amino acids.